Messenger RNA from Epinephelus lanceolatus (giant grouper), 2514 nucleotides. It is a transcript of the gene arrb1, whose product is annotated as arrestin, beta 1. NCBI's taxonomy places the organism in Eukaryota, Metazoa, Chordata, Actinopteri, Perciformes, Serranidae. Gene Ontology annotation, cellular component: cytoplasm. The record is from RefSeq and is a predicted model, not a curated record. Gene Ontology annotation, molecular function: G protein-coupled receptor binding. Gene Ontology annotation, biological process: G protein-coupled receptor internalization; negative regulation of Notch signaling pathway; signal transduction.
GAGGAGCAGGAGGAGGAGGAGCAGGAGCAGAGUAGUGAAUUCAGUCAGAGCUCAGAUGGUGUUUUUUCCUCCCGCUGAGGAGAAUCUGACGGCAUGACGGCGACUUCCUGAGAGACAUAGAGAGAGAGAGAGAGAGAGACAUCCUACCCUCAGUUUCCACGGUGACGGCAUCCUUCUACCCUCCUCGUCCUCCUCCUCCUCCUCCUCCUCCUCCUCCUCCUCCUCCUGCUCCUCCAUCAUCAUCUCUCCGUCCGGCUGCUGUCGGCUCGUCGGCGUCGUCAGGAUGGGAGAUAAAGGAACCAGAGUUUUUAAGAAAGCCAGUCCCAAUGGAAAGCUCACCGUCUAUCUGGGAAAGAGAGACUUUGUGGACCACGUGGACCUGGUGGAGCCUGUCGACGGUGUUGUCCUGAUCGACCCGGAGUACCUGAAGGAGAGGAAAGUGUUCGUGACUCUGACCUGUGCGUUCCGUUAUGGUCGUGAGGACCUGGAUGUCCUUGGGUUGACAUUUCGGAAAGACUUGUUUGUGGCGAACGUCCAGGCGUUUCCUCCACUGCCCGAAGAGAAGAAGAGCCUGACUCGUCUUCAGGAGCGCCUGAUUAAAAAACUGGGAGAACACGCCCACCCGUUCACCUUUGAGAUUCCUCUGAACCUGCCAUGCUCUGUCACCCUGCAGCCGGGCCCCGAGGACACUGGGAAGGCCUGUGGAGUCGACUUCGAGGUGAAAGCUUUUUGCGCAGAAAAUGUUGAAGAAAAGAUCCACAAAAGGAACUCGGUGCGUCUGGUGAUCCGUAAGGUUCAGUACGCUCCAGAGAAACCUGGUCCUCAGCCGACUGCAGAGACCACCAGACAGUUCCUGAUGUCAGACAAACCUCUGCACCUGGAGGCCUCUCUGGACAAAGAGAUUUAUUACCACGGCGAACCGAUCAGCGUCAACGUCCACGUCACCAACAACACCAACAAGACUGUGAAGAAGAUGAAGAUCUCAGUGCGACAGUAUGCUGACAUCUGCCUGUUCAACACGGCUCAGUACAAAUGUCCGGUGGCCACCGAGGAGUCAGAUGACGUCGUUGCUCCCAGUUCGACUUUCUGCAAAGUUUUCACUCUCACGCCGUUUCUAGCCAACAACCGCGAGAAACGAGGCCUCGCUCUGGACGGGAAACUGAAGCACGAGGACACGAACCUGGCCUCCAGCACACUGUUAAGAGAAGGAGCCAAUAAGGAGAUCCUCGGCAUCAUCGUGUCGUACAAAGUCAAAGUGAAGCUGGUGGUGUCUCGAGGCGGGCUCCUGGGAGAUCUGGCGGCGAGCGACGUCUCUGUCGAGCUGCCUUUCACAUUAAUGCACCCGAAGCCGCUGGAAGAAUCCAUCUACAGAGACGCUCCUGAUGAAGCUCCGAUCGACACAAACCUGAUUGAGUUUGACACAAACGACGACGACAUCAUUUUCGAAGACUUUGCCCGCCAGCGGCUGAUUGGGGCGAAGGAUGACAAAGAGGAAGAGGAGGAGCCGGUGGACUCACCCAAACUGGAUGACAGAUAAAGGCUCGGAGUGCCGCCGCCACCACCGCUGCUGUUGUUGUCUCGCUGCUGUUCGUAGUGUGGAGCUGACAGAGGUCACCUUUAGGUCAAACCACAGUCUGGACACCUUCAAACACUCGGUGGUGCCGUGUUUGUGUUCUCGUUCAUGUUCGUCCUCUCUGCGUCCUGCUGGGGUGUAAAAAGCUAGAAUACCACAGCUUAGACGUCGGUCGUGUUUUCAGACGGAGCAGCUCUCCACUCCUUCGCCAGCUGGCCGGAGACCUGGACGGCAGCGUUGUAUCGACGGCUGGUAGCAUGCCUCUAAUGUCACUUAGUUGUACGUGUUUCCAUUAGGAACGAACAGGAAUACCGUUGUGUUGAGAUUAGUUUCGAUGUGUCGUAUCAGAGGGUCUUCAUAAACAACAACAACACUGCCAACUCGGGUCGAUCCGGACACUUCACCGCUCGGCGUGGACAUCAGCUGACGGAGGUCUUUGUUCACAGGCGGUCUGCACGCAGACAAAGCUGCAGGACGUCCUGACAGAGAGCGCCACCAAUCAGCUGAGAGGAACCGGUGGCCUCGUUUGCAUGAAAUACAUCAGUACUUUAUAUGAUUUAUUAAUAUCAUGAAUAAUCAACCUUUGUAGAGGACGGCCCGGAUUUUAACCUGUUUGUUUACAUGUUGAUGUUUUUUUUAAAAUCUUCAUCAGUGUUUAUCGUUCUUCCUUCACCUGCUGGUUCCACCUCAUCUCACAUAAAAUCAACUUUCAGAGACGACAGACUUUUCUAACAGUCACCAGAUAAAUCAUCUGACCCGUUCUCAUCCCAACUCUUCAAAUAUGGCCGCUUUGUCAGUGGAGCUAAAUGUCAAUAUACAACACUCUGGGUCCCUCCUGCGUCGUAUUCACAUGUUCAUAUACAGUCAGGUUCAGAAAAAAACAUCAUGGUUUGGCUUCAAAUACAUCAAUCAAUCAAUUUUAUUUAUAAAGCCCAAUAUCA